Molecule: messenger RNA, 1878 nt
Organism: Anthostomella pinea
Lineage: Eukaryota; Fungi; Ascomycota; Sordariomycetes; Xylariales; Xylariaceae
Source: the annotation of a GenBank genome assembly
AUGUCGACAGCAGCAGACCAAGUGCCAUCAAGCCAGCGAGUCGUCCCCGGGUCGGUGAACAUCCCCAUCGCAUCAUGGCCAGCGAGCACGUGCGACACCAACGAGGAAACCGCCAAUGCUAUCACCGUAUCUUCGGAGGUUGUUGACUCGCUAAACCAAUCCUUGCAGGGCGGUGACUACAAGGCUGUGGCGGAUCUCUUCCUCGAAGAUGGCUACUGGCGGGAUCACUUGGGCAUGACAUGGGAUCUCCGCACUGCUAAAGGCAGGGAGAAGAUCGUCGACCUUCUCAGCCAGGGCCAUCACCUUGCCAAGGUCGAUAUCGACCAUUCAGCUCCGAAUCAUGGCCCCCGGGUGGUGCCCCUGAGGCAUGAUGGGUCCGUCGAGGGGAUCCAGUUCUUUACCAUAGUCACGACCAAGGUCGGAUCCGGCAGGGGUGUCGUACGUCUGGUGCAGAAGUCUGGCGAGUGGAAGAUAUGGACCUUCUUCACGUCGAUGGAUGAGCUCGCUAGGCAUGAGGAGGCGCUGGGUCCUAAUCGGGCGAACGGGGUCCAGCAUGGGGCCCAGGCGGGGAGGAAGAACUGGUUAGAAAGGAGGGCUGCGGAGUCAAACUUCGAGGAUUGGGAACCAACGGUACUCAUCAUUGGUUGUGGCCAGGCCGGGCUCUCAGUUCAUGCGCGUCUGAAGAUGCUGGAUGUUCCGGCUCUUACCAUUGACCUGAGCGAUGCCAUUGGCGACAAUUGGAGGAAUCGAUACCACCAACUCGUCCUCCAUGACCCCAUAUGGUAUGACCACAUGCCAUAUAUCAGAUUUCCCGAGUUCUGGCCAAUCUUCACGCCUAAAGACAAGCUGGCCAACUUCCUAAAGUCGUAUGCCGAGAUGCUGGAGCUCAAUGUGUGGAACAGCACCUCACUCGAGUCUAGCAUCUGGGACGACACGAAAAAGCAGUGGACUGUCACGCUCAAGAGGAAACACAAGGAUGGAUCCACCGAGAUGAGGACGAUGCACCCGAAACACAUCAUCCAAGCCACCGGCCACUCGGGGAAGAAGAACUAUCCCGAUUUCAAAGGCAUGGAGAACUUCAAGGGGGAUAUCCUCUGCCACUCCUCCGAGUUCCGAGGCGCCACGAAGAACGGCAACGGCAAGAAGGCCGUUGUGAUCGGCUCCUGCAACUCGGCACUCGACAUCUCGCAGGACUUCUACGAGAACGGGUACGACGUGACGAUAGUCCAGCGCUCGACCACUGCCAUCAUGAGCAGCAAAACUGUGUUAGAACUCCUGUUAGGACCCGUCUAUUGCGAAGGCGGACCACCCGUCGAGGACGCGGACCUGUUGUCGUGGAGCAUGCCGGGGGAGGUCUUCAAAGCCAUCAACGCCGAUGUCAACGUGCUGCAGGAAAAAGAGGAUCGCGACAUCAUCGACGGCCUCAACAAGGCCGGCUUCAAGACCGACCGCGGGCCGAUGGACUGCGGCCUGUGGUUCAAGUACCUGCAGCGGGGUGGGGGCUACUACAUCGACGUCGGCACCUCGAAGCUGAUCAUCGACGGCAAUGUCAAGGUCAAGCACGGACAUGGCGUCAGCGAGAUUCUGCCGCACGGCCUGAAGCUGGAUGACGGCACGGAGCUGGAGGCCGAUGAGAUCGUCUGCGCGACGGGAUAUCAGAACAUGAAAACAGCGACUGAGAUGAUUUUUGGCGAGGACGUGGCGAGCAGGGUGCAGGAUGUGUGGGGUUUUGAUGAGGAGGGGGAGACGAGGACGAUGUGGAGGCGGAGUGGCCAUCCCGGACUCUGGCUCCAUGGCGGCAAUCUGGCCAUGUGUCGGUACUUCUCCAGGGUUGUUGCUCUUCAGAUCAAGGCUCAGCUCGAGGGGUUGGCAUCCUAG